This is a messenger RNA of Humulus lupulus (European hop), 2364 nucleotides long. Its product is annotated as protein VAPYRIN-like. Gene Ontology annotation, cellular component: cytoplasm. The transcript has a single exon. Gene Ontology annotation, biological process: protein ubiquitination. Bases 320 to 1942 code for a protein of 540 amino acids. Lineage: Eukaryota; Viridiplantae; Streptophyta; Magnoliopsida; Rosales; Cannabaceae. The record is from RefSeq and is a predicted model, not a curated record. Gene Ontology annotation, molecular function: protein binding; ubiquitin-protein transferase activity.
AAUGACUUUUAGUCCUUAAUAAACACCUUAAAAAAAUAGUGGAGAGAGUGACUUUGCACAAACUGUUCCGAAAUAAACACUAUUUCUUUUGGCCCAAACAACUGUUUCUUAGGAAUUAUAAAGAUCAGACGCCGAAUAGAACAAGUCAGCUUUGUUUUCUACGUCUCCACUUGUCACUCUCUCAUCAAAGCCGGCUCUCUCUCUCGAGCUCACUCUCUCUUCUUUAUAUUACUUUCAUUUUCUUCAAUCUUUCAUUUCUUCAAUUUCCAUGGAUUUUCAUUCAAAACCCACUUAGAGAAACAUCAUCUGAACCCCGAAAAUGAAUAGGUUGAUAAGCUUAGAACCAUCCAAUCUAGUGGCCAUAAGAAUAGAGCCAGGGCAAAAAUGCUACGGCCAAAUCACGCUGCGCAACGUCAUGUACACCAUGCCGGUGGCCUUUAGGUUUCAACCACUCAUCAAAACCCGUUACUCGGUCAAACCACAGUCGGGGAUCAUACCACCGCUCGAGAAAAUAACGGUUGAGAUCGUUUACCACCUCACUCCGGGUUCUACUCUCCCGGAGUAUUUUCCUUACUCGAACGAUUCUUUCCUCUUGCACAGCGUCGUGGUCCCUGGAGCAACAACUAGAGACUACUCCACCACAUACGAUGCCGUUCCGAGCGAUUGGUUCACCACGAAGAAGAAGCAAGUGUUCACGGAUAGUGGUGUUAAGAUCAUGUUCGUCGGAUCAUCGGUGCUGGCUCGGCUCGUAGCCGACGGUUCCAUGGAUGAAAUCAGAGAUGUUCUUGAGAAGAGUGACCCUUCUUGGAGGGCUGCCGACUCGGUUGACUACGAGGGACAGAGUUUACUUCACUCGGCAAUCUCUCAAAGCCGAGCUGAUCUCGUUCAGCUCAUUCUCGAGUUCGAUCCUGAUGUCGAGGCUCCGAGCCGGUCCGGGUGUAGCCCGAUUGAGGCUGCGGCGGAUUCUGGCGAGGCCUUGAUUGUUGAGCUUUUGCUGGCUAGGAAAGCGAGCACGAACAGGUCGGAGAAUUCGACUUGGGGUCCGAUCCAUUUGGCCGCCAGAGGCGGCCAUAUAGACGUUUUGAGGCUUUUGAUACUAAAAGGUGCUAACGUCGAUGCCCUAACGAAGGACGGUAACACCGCUUUACACCUCGCCGUUGAGGAGCAAAGGCGGGACUGUGUGAGGCUUUUGCUUGCAAAUGGCGCCAUGCCGGAUAUCCGUGACACUUUCGAUGGUGAUGCGCCGCUGCAUAUUGCGGCGGUCCUCGGGGACGAGUAUUUAGUGAAGCUCUUGCUCCAGAAAGGUGCAAACAAGUACGUCAGGAACCGCGCCGGCCGAACAGCCUACGAUGUCGCGGCUGAGAACGGCCAUGCUAAGCUCUUUGAUGCUCUCCGGCUCGGGGAUAACCUCUGCACCGCCGCGAGAAAAGGAGAGGUUAGGACGAUGGUGAGACUUAUCGAGCACGGCGCGGCGAUCAACGGACGAGACCAACAUGGGUGGACGGCUCUCCACCGGGCUUGUUUCAAGGGACGCGUGGAGGCCGUUCGAGCUUUGCUCGAGAAGGGAGUUGAUGUUGAUGCUAAGGACGAAGACGGGUACACGGCGCUGCACUGCGCGGCGGAGUCGGGCCAUGCCGACGUGAUAGAGUUGGUGGUGAAGAAAGGCGGCGCGGACGUGGAGGCUCGGACGAAUAAGGGUGUGACUGCGCUGCAGAUUGCCGAGUCGUUGGGUUAUAGUGGGAUCACUAGGCUACUCAUUCAUGGUGGUGCUACAAGAGAUCAUAAAAAUAAUACUAAGAAUAAUUAUAAUGAUGAUGAUAUUUCACAAAAGAUGAUUGUUUCAAUGGAGGGAGAUCAAGAGUUGAAGAAGAAGAAAAGCAGGAUUCGAGGAAGAGCAGUUCGUGGUAGCUUUGACAGGUCUAAGGCUUUGGUCAUGGUUUAAGUGGCCAAGCAUUAUUGGUAUAUAUGUUAAUGGUGGGUUUAUAUUUUUUUUGGCUUUUCUUAGCCUGGGUUGUGGUGUUGAAUAGAAAUGUAUAAUCAUUCUCAUAUAUAUGUUUAAUUUUUAGUUAUGAUAUUCUUGAGAGAAAUUGAAUGUUUUUUUUCUUUCUUUUUUGUUUGCACUUCAUAUAUGGACAUUGGUUUUAGUUUCAAAUUUUGAAGAUGAAAUAAUUUUUUUGAUUUAGAAUGCUAAAUCCUGCUAUUUACCUUCUUUUUGGUUUUCAAUUGCAAAUUGAAUGUUAUUGCCGUUGCAAUUUAUGUUCUAAAAGAAAUAUGAGUAUUUUCUUAAUUUGAUUGGAGUGUGUGUGAUAUAGAAUGUGUUGGUUUUAUAUGGAAAUUGUUGGUCUUAAUAAGGAGAGUGGUAGA